This is a messenger RNA of Eriocheir sinensis (Chinese mitten crab), 554 nucleotides long. RefSeq names its product histone H2B. The record is from RefSeq and is a predicted model, not a curated record. The coding region runs from base 129 to 500 and encodes 123 amino acids. Gene Ontology annotation, cellular component: nucleosome. Gene Ontology annotation, molecular function: protein heterodimerization activity; DNA binding; structural constituent of chromatin. NCBI's taxonomy places the organism in Eukaryota, Metazoa, Arthropoda, Malacostraca, Decapoda, Varunidae. The transcript has a single exon.
GAGCCUGCCAAUGGGAGCGCGCGCCGCCACGCGUCCCCGCGAUCCCGAGGGAGCGGCGCCGCCAUAAAGGGGGAAUCCGGGGGCGGCCCGGCAACAUUCGCUCGCCGUCUGGGAACGAAGAAGCAGACAUGCCCCCCAAAGCAUCAGGAAAGGCCGCCAAGAAGGCUGGCAAGGCCCAGAAGGCCAUCGCCAAGGGUGACAAGAAGAAGAAGCGCAGGAGGAAGGAGAGCUACUCGAUCUACAUCUACAAGGUGCUCAAGCAGGUCCACCCCGACACCGGCGUCUCCUCCAAGGCCAUGUCCAUCAUGAACUCCUUCGUGAACGACAUCUUCGAGCGCAUCGCCGCCGAGGCCUCUCGCCUGGCCCAUUACAACAAGCGCUCCACCAUCACCAGUCGGGAGAUCCAGACGGCCGUCCGUCUCCUCCUGCCCGGUGAGCUGGCCAAGCACGCCGUGUCCGAAGGCACCAAGGCCGUCACCAAGUACACCUCCUCCAAAUAAGCAACCCACCAACUUGCUUGCACUGGAAAAGAACCGGCUCCAUCGGAGCCACAA